Colius striatus (speckled mousebird) is the source of this 5706-nucleotide messenger RNA. RefSeq names its product StAR related lipid transfer domain containing 8 (gene STARD8). The transcript is spliced from 16 exons. Bases 454 to 4158 code for a protein of 1234 amino acids. NCBI's taxonomy places the organism in Eukaryota, Metazoa, Chordata, Aves, Coliiformes, Coliidae. The record is from RefSeq and is a predicted model, not a curated record. Gene Ontology annotation, biological process: actin cytoskeleton organization; signal transduction; regulation of Rho protein signal transduction. Gene Ontology annotation, molecular function: GTPase activator activity; lipid binding.
UGACUGAUGAAAGGACUGCAGAGGCUGGAAGUCAAGCCUGAGACUGCUAAAUCUUCACACCAUUUGCACCCAGCCCAGAGGCAAGGCUGGGAGUGUGCGUGCUGGGAGUGUGCAUGCUGAGAGUGUGCGUGCAGAGGUGCAGCUCUCUGGGGUGCUGCCUUCCCUGGGAGUGUGGCAGGAGCAGCAAGGGGAGCUGGUGGAGCACUCAGCACCAAGCAGAGCAGCGAGGGGAGCUGGAGGAGCACUCAGCACCGAGCAGAGCACCGACGGGAGCUGGUGGAGCACUCAGCACCAAGCAGAGCAGUGAAGAGAGCUGGAGGAGCACUCAGCACCGAGCAUAGCAGUGAGGGGAGCUGACUGGCAUGCUGAUCUGAGCAAAGGGAGCUGGCCAGGCACGUUGCCUUGAGCAGAGCAGCCUUCCCAUUACCCAGCGGUGGGUUCUGUCCAUGGGCAAUGAAGGCGAGGAGUGCCAAAAGCCAGGCAAAGCCCUUUGCAGCUCCAGGCCCGUGGGAUGGGCGGCUCCCUUUGCACUCUUCGGUCAGUGAGGAAGAUGAAGAAGGUGUCUAUGGCUUCUUCUGCUGGAGGAGCAGCGAGCGCAGUCCUGAGGCUGAGCCUGCCUGUGUGUCAACAGGGGACAGCCCCUUGCCCUCGCCGGGUGGGCCUUUCGUCAGGAUAACCUGGGGGCUCCAGCCAAGGUUCAGCAGCCUCACAGAGUGUGGUGCAGGGCAUGGAGGGGAUGCUGCAAGCCAGAAUAUAUUUUUUGACAGUGGUGAGAUGUCGGCUUUUGAACUUUCUCAGACAAAGCAUAAGCAUGUGCUCAAGCAGAGUGAAGCACAUCCAGUGCAGCAGUUCAGUCUGCUCCAUGCAGACCUUGGGACAGACCACAGCAUCCCAGGCUGGAAGGAUGAUGAGGAUAAUGCCUUCUUUCUGUCUUCUGGGGAAGCAAAGAUGUGGCCCAGCUGGCUGUGUUUCACGUUGCUAGAAGAUAGAAAAGAUGCAGAAGUGGAAGCCAAGAGAGCGUGCGCCUGGCUGCGAGCAGCGGGGUUCCCGCAGUAUGCACAGCUGUACGAAGACUCAUUGUUCCCUCUUGACAUCAGUGCUGUGAAGAAGGACCACAGCUUCCUGGACCAGGACUCCCUCAAAUCCCUGUGCAGGAGGCUGAUGACCCUGAACACAUGUGCGUCCAUGAAGCUGGAGGUCCACUUUCAGCGUAAACAGAAUGAAGACUCAGAGGAGGAUGACCUGUGUGCCAUCAGCGACCGGUGGGCUUUCCAGAGGGACAGCAAGAGGUGGUCCCGCGUGGGGUCCAUCGAUGCCCUCUCCCAGGGCUCCGAGGUCCUGAGCUCCACCAUGCGACCGACGUCCAGCCGCGAGAGCGUCCUCACAGACCUCAGCACCACGGCAGAGGCCCUAUCCCUGCACAGCAAUGGCAGCGGGGCUGGGCUGGGGAGCGGGGCCAGGCUGGGGAGUGGGGCCGUGCUACCUGACCCCCCAUCCCCGCUCCGUGCCGCCAGCGCCUCCAGCCGCAGCCCGAGCGAGCGCUCCUCGCCGGAGCAGCCCCUGCGCCGUGGAGACGGCUGCAAGGAGAAGCUGAAGAAGCGCCGGUCUCGCAGCUUCCUGAAGAGGAUCGAGUCCCUGCGGAGGAAGGACAAAGAGAAAGCUGGCCCAGACGAGAGGGUGGCCCCGCAUGGCGGCAUCACGGACACACCGGGAUGGGGCUCCCUGAAGCACAAUGGCGACCUUGCAGCACCCAAGGCCAACCCCUCCAAAAGAGGCAUCUCCUCCUCUUUCCAUGGCAAAAAGCACUUCUUCUCGGUAUCGUACAGGACUAACCGCCUGCUGGGCUCAGGUGGGGACAAGGGGAGCUCUGACCCGAGGCGCGGCGGAGUCUACCUGGAGGACUAUGAGACAGCAGUGGCAGCCAGCGGCACCUGGGCUGCCGGGGAGGGCCCGGCGCGCCGCAGGGACUGCUUGGUCUACGUCCCCCGCGACCACAAGCCGGGCACCUUCCCCAAAUCCCUCUCCAUCGAGAGCCUGUGUCCCUUGGGCGGCAGCUCCCUGGACCGCUGGAACUCGGGUCCGGGGCCGCGGGGGCUGGGGGCAGGCGGCAGCAGCAGCAGCGUGGAGGGCUCGUCCUCACCGCGGGGCUCCGGCUGCCGCCAGCGCCGCGGCUCCUGCAGCUCCCUGGGCAGCCGUGCCAGCCUCUACGACAACGUGCCGGAGUUCGGCAGCAGCGAGGACUUCUGCAAGGAGGACGGGGAGGUGACCUAUGAGAACCUCGACGACAUACUGCAGCACAUGUGGGGGCUGCAGCAGAAAGUGGAGCUCUGGUAUAAAGCCAUCUCCCCCGACCUGGCUGGGGAGGAGGGCGCAGAGGAGGAGGACGAGGACGAGUCAGACUCAGGAGGAGAACCCUCCAACCUGCACUUCGAAGAGCGGUCCAUGUCAGAUGUGGGCACCUCUGCCAGUGACUUUGACAGCACAGGCAACUCCCUCAACGAGGCUGAAGAGAUUGAGACACGGGAGCGCCGGGACUCGGGGGUGGGAGCGUCGCUCACCAGGCCCUGCAGAAAGCUACGCUGGCACAGCUUCCAGAACUCACACCGACCCAGCCUGAACUCUGCCUCCCUGGAGAUCAACCGCCAGUCCUCUGCCCAGCUCAACCUGCUCCAGAAGUGCUCCCUGCUCCGUCUCACAGCCAUCAUGGAGAAGUAUUCAGUGCCCCAUAAGCAAGCCUGGACGUGGACUGUGCCCAAGUUCAUGAAGCGGAGUAAAGUCCCUGACUACAGGGACAAGACGGUGUUCGGGGUCCCUCCCGUGGUGAAUGUGCAGCGCACGGGGCAGCCGCUGCCGCAGAGCAUCCAGCAGGCCAUGCGCUACCUGCGCGGCCAGUGCCUGGACCAGGUCGGCAUCUUCCGCAAGUCAGGGGUGAAGUCGCGGAUCCAGGCGCUGCGGCACAUGAAUGAGACCAGCCCCGACAACGUCAGCUACGUGGGGCAGUCAGCGUACGACGUGGCUGACCUGCUCAAGCAGUACUUCCGCGACCUGCCGGAGCCCAUCUUCACCAGCAAGCUCACGGACACCUUCCUGCAGAUCUACCAGUUCGUGUCCAAGGAGCAGCGGCUGCAGGCGGUGCAGGCUGCCGUUAUCCUCAUGCCUGAUGAGAACCGGGAGGUGCUGCAGACCCUCCUCUACUUCCUGAGCGACAUCGCCUCUGCCGAGGAGAACCAGAUGACGGCCGGGAACCUGGCCGUGUGCCUGGCCCCCUCCAUCUUCCACCUCAAUGUCUCCAAGAAGGAAAGCACCUCACCCAGGGUGAUACACAAGAGGGGCACUAUGGGGAAGCCUGACCAGAAGGACCUCAACGAGAACAUGGCUGCAACACAGGGGCUGUCCCACAUGAUCACUGACUGCAAGAAGCUGUUCCAGGUCUCCCACGACAUCUUGCUCCAGCUGAGCAACUCCUAUAUGGCAGCAGAUGCUUACCCCCAUCCCCUGGCUGACUUCAUCCGUCAGGGGGAAAGUAAGGAUUUACGCUCCUACUUUGAGCAGAGUGUCCAGAACCUCCUCAGAGAGUCAUCAGAGAAAUUCAAAGGGUGGCUGAGCACCCCAGGGCCUGCAAACACAGAGCUCUCCUGCAAGAAGGUAGGGGACGGGCACCCGCUGCGCUUGUGGAAGGUCUCCACGGACGUGGAAGCUCCUCCUGCCACAGUGCUGCACAGGGUGCUCCGGGAGCGUCACCUCUGGGACGAGGACCUGCUGCAGAGCACAGUGGUGGAGGCCCUGGACAAGGACAUGGAGGUGUACCACUAUGUGACGGACAGCAUGGCGCCCCACCCACGCAGGGACUGCGUCGUGCUCCGGCACUGGCGCAGGGACUUGCCGCGGGGCACCUGCCUGCUCAUCUCCCUCUCGGUGGAGCACGACAAGCUGCCGGUGCAGGGGGGGGUCAAGGCCAUUGUGCUGACCUCCCAGUACCUCAUGGAGCCCAGCACCAUGGGCCGCUCCAGGGUCACCCACAUCUGCAGAGCUGACCUCAGGGGCCGCUCACCUGAGUGGUACAACAAGGUCUUUGGCCACCUCUGUGCCAUGGAGCUGGCGAGGAUUCGAGACUCUUUCCCAGCCCUGAGUCCCAACGGCCCAGAGACGAAGAUCUGAGGCAGCAGGAGGAUGCUCUGUGCUGUGGAUUUGCUGGCAGGUCCAGGCUGGGGAUCCCAGGGGGCCACAGACAGCAGCUGAGGAGAAGGAGGCCGAGGCUGCCCCGCUCACAGGCGCAGAUCUAUGAGUGUCCCUUUGCCCUGGGCCAGGGCUGCCCUGACCCACUGUCCUGGCUGCUGCUUCAGCUGCCCCGUGCUCCAGCAGCAGGAUGGCUGCAGAGGUGAAGCUGUGCAGCCUGUGGUCUCUGCAGGAGGGGUGGGAGCAGAGGGGCUGUGGGGAGCCCCUGGGCAGAGCAGGCAGGGCAGCAGCAGGCCUGGGCUUAACCCCUGUCCCCGUGCUGUGGGGGCAGAGGUGUGUGGAGCAAGCGGGGAGCAGAGGCCACGUCCGUAGGUCGCAGGGCUGUGGUGGGAAGUGAAGGGUGGGCAGUGAGGGGGAAUCGUGUGUGUGGUGUCACUCCUGGGGACAGCCAGGGAGUCACUGUGGGGGUGGAAGAGGCUGCUGUUCUCGGGGAAGGAGAGUAGGUGCAGAUACCCAGGUGUCCCUUGGGCAGUGGCAGGAGGAGCCUGAUGCACCUUUGGUGCUGAAUUUCAUAGGAGAGGAAAAAGCCCUUUAGUCUGUGCCUUGCUCUGACUCCAUAGAAGCCUUCUUUUGUGCACCAGGGUUCAAGAGGGGUGGAUGGACAGUGUCCUAAGCCCAGCCCACCCCUAGACCAGCCUGCUUGUCAUUGGGAGGGGGCACAACAAGCCAAGAGCCCCUGAGCAGCUGCCUGGGUAGUUGGCUGCAGGCUGGGAAGCGGCAACGUCCCCCUGGAGUGGUUAUGAGGAGCUGCCCGUGGGAGGGAGGAAGGUCCGUGCUACCACCGGGGCUCCUUCUGCAGUGCCUGGCAGAGGGGAGGGCACAGCAGCCUCGGGGGCAGCCCUCAGGGACAGGGCAGCGUGGGCACAGCUAACAAGGGGUUGACUGGAUGCCAGGUAGCCCAGGCUGAGACAAGCAUGCGCCCACUGUUUGUGGCCUCAGCAGUAUGGGGGGUGGCAGGGAGUGUCUUGGCUUCACCCCAUUCACCCCUCUUUGGGCAGAACUCGUGCCCCUCCCUGCAGAGACAUCCCUUCCCCUUCCCCUGCCUCCCGCCCUCCCUGGGAGCUGAUGUGGUUCCUUCCCGCGGCUGGGAGGGACCCAGCACACCAGCCAUGACCCAGCACCAGUCCUGCCCUGGCCGUGGCAGACACCCCAGGCAGCUCAGCCUGUCCUCCGUGGUUUUAUAUAUAUAUUUUUAAUAUAUAUAUAUAAAAAUAGAACCAACAGUGGGGAGUGAUGUUCCUCCUCAUGUUUGUCAGAAACGUUUGUUUUUUCUAUCUAUAAAUACUUGUACAGUUGGAAUAUUAAUAUAUAACCGUGGUGCCGAGCUCAGCACCGCGUGGUGCUGGCUGGAAAGACGUGCAUUUGCUAUUUCAGGGACUCUGGCUCGUGUCACAGGCCACUGCAGCAGAUGGUUUGACUGGGAUCGGGGCUGCUCUUCCCAUCCGUGUAAUUAAUAAAGUACUAACGAUA